This is a messenger RNA of Pistacia vera, 3113 nucleotides long. RefSeq names its product probable ubiquitin-like-specific protease 2A. Bases 79 to 2931 code for a protein of 950 amino acids. Gene Ontology annotation, molecular function: cysteine-type peptidase activity. The transcript is spliced from 18 exons. Gene Ontology annotation, biological process: proteolysis. The record is from RefSeq and is a predicted model, not a curated record. Lineage: Eukaryota; Viridiplantae; Streptophyta; Magnoliopsida; Sapindales; Anacardiaceae.
AGAAGUAGAAAGAGGAGCGAAGCGUUCUUUGAAAAGCCAAAAAGGGGAAAACUUGUCACGCAAGGUGAUGAACGAACCAUGAAGAAGAAGAAGUAUCAAGUUUUUGAUUUCGACGAAGAAGACGAGCGCGUGGAGAAGAUCUCUAAGAAGUUACUCGGGAAGUUCUCUCCCAAAAACCGCCACACUUCUCCCGUUAACAAGUACAAGUUUCUUCAAUGCUUUUCAAAAGGUAGCUAUAAUCAACAAAAGGAAAUUAGAUGUGAGACAACUGGCAUCAAUGCUGGAGCUGCACAAAGUGCAAAUUCUGAACAGAUGGAAAUCAGCAAUGAACCAAUUGUUGUAGAUGAUGGAGUUGCACAAAAGGAAAAGACUCAUCAAAAGGAGAUCACUGAGAAGUUGUUGGAUGUUGGUGUUAGUAGUAUGGAUAAUCACUGCACAUAUUCUGUAUCUUAUCCUAAGGGCAACCCAAGAAAAGAUUGCACUUUAAGAGAGGCUGUCGGGUUGGAUACCUCUUUGUUCUCAUGUUCUUCAGAUUAUGAGAAUGAGCAAGUUAGUGUGAUUUCUGAUGAUGAUGACUGUAUUGAAAUGAGUUCAUCAAUUUCAUCAUCUCCUCCUUCAGAUAAUGAAGAUGAAUGGGUGGCAGAGCAAGGUUUUUGUGGACAUGAAACUGAUCUUGUAAAAAAGAAAGUGAUUGUUUUCCCCGAUUUCAUUCUAUAUAGAGAGAUGUAUUGUACGAUGUCUCGAAUAACAUUUUCAUGUAGCUCCAUUAAAGUUGAAGGUUCAACUGUAAAUGGGACCAACGGAACCUUAAGCUUUGAAUGUAAUGUUGGGGAUAUCAUCAAAAUUCAGUCAGCAUGGCAUGGGAGGGUUGAAACGGCUAUUAUUAAUCUUAUGCUUAAAUCAAAUGAUUCUAUCGGAGCAGAAAAAGCAAAUGAAAUUUCAGGCAUUCAGUUGUUGAAGUUUGCAGUUUAUGACCCACAUUGGUUCAAACGACAAGAAGCAAUCAAGUUAUUGGAUGUGAGAUAUGAGGAAGUGUGGGAUGUUGCUUUUGAUUGUGAUAGAGAAAAUGAAGUGAAUACUUUCUUGGGACAAAAGAACAAGUUGUCAAAGCAAUAUCUUUUUGAGUUUAAUGAGUGCUUUGAAGAUGUUAUAUAUCCAAAAGGUGAUCCUGAUGCUGUUGUAAUUAGUAGGAGAGAUGUGGAGCUUCUACAGCCUGAGACAUUCAUCAAUGAUACCAUCAUUGACUUUUAUAUUCAAUACUUGAAGAAGAAAUUACAACCUGAAGAACGGCAUCGUUUUCACUUUUUUAAUAGUUUUUUCUUUCGGAAGCUUGCUGGUCUAGAUAAAGAUCCAUCUAGUGCUUGUGAAGGCAAGGCAGCAUUUCAACGUGUUCGUAAGUGGACAAAAAAUGUGAAUCUUUAUGAGAAAGAUUACGUGUUUAUUCCUGUUAAUUACAGUCUUCAUUGGAGUUUGAUUGUCAUCUGUCAUCCUGGUGAAGUGGCUUAUUUUAAAGAUGAUGAAAUUGAAAAGUCAACUAAGGUACCAUGCAUCUUGCACAUGGAUUCUAUUAAAGGAAGUCAUAGAGGCCUUAAGGAUCUUGUUCAGAGUUAUUUAAGUGAAGAGUGGAAAGAGAAGCAUAACAAUACAAGCGAUGAUGUUCCUUCAAAAUUCUUACAAUUACGAUUUGUUUCUCUUGAGCUGCCUCAGCAAGAAAAUUCAUUUGACUGUGGCCUCUUUUUGCUCCAUUAUGCGGAACUUUUUAUUGCAGAAGCUCCUUCUAAUUUCAAUCCUUUUAAGAUAACAGGAUUUUCCAACUUUCUUAAUAGAAAUUGGUUUUCACCAAUGGAGGCUUCUUCGAAACGUGCUCAUAUUAAGGCGUUGAUAUAUGAACUUUGUGAAGAUCAUUCUAAUAAGGAUCCUUCCUCCACAUUAUCACCUGAUGAAGAUGGGCUGGAAACUGAAGCGGUGGUUAUUGGGCAGACAUCUACUCCAACUAAAAUUUGUCAACAAGGUUAUUCUUCAACUUCUAACGUUGGAAAGGGGAUUGAAACUCCAAUUGUGGGAGCUUUACUCCAGAGAGUUGCAGAAGGCCCCAGUGACUCAGGAUUAGUUUCUCGGGAGCAUUGUCAGCAAAUAACUGCAUGUUAUCCAAAGAGCAUCAUGUCGCCAAUAGAGGUAAUCAUCUCUUUCUCUCAUUGUAGAAACAAGGAAGGUGAAGAAACCAGUGAUGAAAGGGCUAAAUCAUCAUCUGAUGUUGAACAUUGUCAGAAAGUUACUGGAUUGGCAGCAGAAUCUUCAACCUCUUACAUCUGUAGAGAAAGAGUGUCACAGAAGACAUCUUGUGACUGGCAGUGUUUAUUGCACUUUGAGGAGCAAGAUGAGUCUAUCAGUGAAUACCAGAAUAUAUCAAAGGAAAACAUAGAUGAAAAUCAACUAGUUGAGGAAUACAAAGUGCCUAACCACCAAGAGAUGACUAGUGUUAAACCUGAAGGUUCUCCAACCUGCAGUGGAAAAUUUGCUACUUCUAUUGUGGAAGAUUCUGAAGAAGAAAAUAAUGGACUUGUCAAUCUUGUCAUCGAAGAUUCUCAGGAGGAACUUCUUGUUGAAGAUUCUCAGGAGGAAAUUGGACUUGCUGCUCUAGUUGUUGAAGAUUAUUGGGAGGUAAAUUGCUCGCAAAAUGCCUGCAAGAACAAAGAUACCGGAUCCUCCUUCAAUAGUGGCAUUUGCACUCUCACCUAUCAAGAAGCAGACUUGACUGAAAUCGUUCACAUUAAAGAAGAUAAAACGCUGAUUAAUGAUGAAGAUCCUGUGUCUGAAAGAGAUGAACAGCAAGUUGCAAAGAAGCUGAGGCUUGAGGCUUCUGAUGAUAGAGAAGAACAUAUGAAAAACGGCCUACCAAAAGCAGUGCUUUCUUUAGGACGUGGUAAAUAGUUUUUAGUUUGGCAUUGUACAGGAAAUACAUUUGUGAAUUGUGUUAGACAGAUAAUAAUGCUUUCCCCAUCCCAACAAAAAAAGAGAAGAAAAAAAUGGGCUCUUUUAUUGUGACUUGUUGUAUAAUACCAAAAGAAAUCUCAUGACAGAUUUUCCUGAUUUAGAAUUUGUUGAUUUUCUAA